Penicillium bovifimosum is the source of this 1575-nucleotide messenger RNA. RefSeq names its product Amino acid/polyamine transporter I. The transcript has 6 exons. The coding region runs from base 1 to 1575 and encodes 524 amino acids. Gene Ontology annotation, cellular component: membrane. NCBI's taxonomy places the organism in Eukaryota, Fungi, Ascomycota, Eurotiomycetes, Eurotiales, Aspergillaceae. Gene Ontology annotation, biological process: transmembrane transport. The record is from RefSeq and is a predicted model, not a curated record. Gene Ontology annotation, molecular function: transmembrane transporter activity.
AUGGAACGAUAUGAGAUGCAUCCUCUGAAAAGAGGCAAUGUACGCAUUGGCAACGGCGACUUGGACGGAGUUGCAAUUUCCUUUGAGCCUCCGAUUAAAGAUAGUUCGAAGGAACAAGAGGCUUCGCCCAAGCGACUUUUCAACUUCACGCAGAUCUUCUUCUUCUCACUCACCUAUCUGUCAAGUUGGGAAACCCAGGCUUUGAACCUGAGCACAGUACUCUCGAAUGGAGGCCCAGAAGCGUUAGCAUGGGGCAUUGUGAUCGUUGUAUUUGGUGCAAUGGCCCAAUCGGCCUCACUAGCUGAAAUGGCGUCAAUGCAGCCAAUUGCUGGGGCCCAGUAUCACUGGACAAAUUACCUGGCACCGCCGAGUCAGAAGAAAUUUAUCACUUGGAUGCAGGGCUGGGUGACCUGGUUCGCAUGGAUUUCCGUCCUGGCAGGAGUCGCCAACACCACUGCCACAAUGAUUCAAGGCCUGGCGAGUGCGAACUACCCAGAGUACGAGCCAGAGUCAUGGCACAUAACCCUGAUUAUCAUCGGCAUGCUCGUCGUAGAAUCCUUGAUGAAUAUGUACACAUUUUGGCUAAUUCCAUGGAUCGAGAUGCUGGCGGGUAUACUGCACAUAUGCCUCCUGAUCGUUUUUCUGGUUGUCUUCACCACAUUGGGAACCCGCCACAAGCCCGAAUUCGUCUUCUCAUACACGGAGAGCUCCUCGGGAUGGGCAAAGUUCCCCGCAUGGAAUAUUGGACUGCUCACUCCGGUCUGGGGUUUUGUUGGCUUUGAUGGCGCAGUACACAUGAGCGAGGAAGUAAGACGAGCAAAGCAAGCCGUGCCCCGCUCCAUAUUCUACACGGUUGUCACGAACGGCAUUCUAGCAUAUGCAAUGGUAAUCUGCAUGCUUUUCACAAUGGGCUCGGUGGAGCAAGCCCAGAAAGCCCGAUUCCCGAUAAUCGAGAUCUGCCAACAAGCAACCGGGUCCGUGAAAGCCGCAACCGCCAUGGUGAGCGGGUUACUCAUCAUCUCACUUUCGGUCAAUCUGGCGAGUAUCGCGUCUGUUUCACGAUUGACCUGGGCGUGGGCUCGUGACGGAGCAUUGCCUCGGUGGUUUGCUUAUAUUGACCGUCGACAUAAUGUCCCUAUACGCGCUGUGUGGCUUCCUGUCCUCAUUGUCAUGGUUCUGGCGUGCCUGAACAUUGCGGAUGGAGCGGCAUUUGGAGCGUUCGUGGCACUGGGAUCGAUUGGCCUGUUUGUGUCAUAUUUUAUUGCCAUUGGCUGUAUGGUGCAUAACAGACUGCAGAAGAAUGCGGCGACUCUGGGGGACUGGAAUAUGGGUGUCUGGGGUCUUCCGGUCAAUGUUUUCGCCCUGGUCUACACUGCCUGGGUGACGGUGUGGUUGGCGUUUCCGUCUGCGUUGCCGGUGACUGGAGAGAACAUGAAUUAUGCAGCGCCUAUAUUUGGAGUGAGUACUCUGUUUGCCUUUGUUUAUUGGCUCAUCAAGGGAAAGCAUCGAUGGGAAGGGUUGAAUAAGGAGGUUGUUCGGUUGGCUGUGGAAGGAGGGGAACUUCAAUUAAAGUGA